GCUUCUGUGCUGUCUGCAUGAUCCCUCUGUGCAGCACACAAUAGUGUAGCACAGGCGCACGAGCACCCUGCAGAUUGCAGUUGCAAUAGCACUGGUCUUAUUUUAGGUAAGAUUCUCUGGCAUUAACCUAAUCACUGCCACGUGGAAAACAUGACAGGAUCUCUGUACUUUUAACCGUAGCCAGUGCGAUGCUAUGGAUGAGUUUGUAGCCAAGGCGAAAGGUGAUGAAGACAGUGAUAUACCGUUGGCCCAGGUGAGCCAGGACAGAGUUGUACCUUCACUGGCUCUCGCUGACUCAGGUGUCAAGUUGCACUUACCUGCCUGCUCAGACAUGCAACGCCCCCUUACAGAGGAGCUGCGAGACAGGAGGGGACUGGAGCUAAUCACAGCCACUGUAAAUCCACAGUUCCGUUUUAGCCAGCUGGAUCCUCAAGAGGAAAUUACAAGACCCCCCAAAAGAGAAAACCUCAAGCAAACCAUAGAAAUAAACAGCCAAACCAUCUCUCAAGGUCUUGAAGGAAGUGAAAGCCUCCCUUCUGAUACCACGAUGUGUCUCUGUGAUACCUGUGGCUGCCAGCACGUGGCUGGGGGAAAAUGUGAGACAUGUGGUGAAAUCUGUCAGUUUAAAGAGAGCAGGUCCCUGGUCCUGGAGCCAUCUCAAAGGUUUGGGGUGGGCAACGAGACCCCAAAACCCGUCAAGAAGCGGAGACCAAAAGAGUAUCAGAGCCCAGCAGAGUCAGAAGCCGAAAUAAUGGAAAAGCAAAAAGAGCAGAAGAUCCCAGAUAUUGAGGAAACCUACAUGAGGAACUCAGAACGGGAUAUGUGGAGCCAAAGAGACACACAGAUUUCUGGAGAUGAGCUGGGAGACUCUUGGUCUUGGUCCUCCUACUUGGAGGAACAGAAAUGCAUUGCUGCUCCUACUGAUGUCUUUUGGGAGUGGCAACUGGGAACACAGCACAAGAAUGGCUUCAAGGUGGGAAUGAAACUAGAGGGAACAGAUCCCCAGCAUCCAUCCAUGUAUUUUAUCCUUACUGUGGCUGAGGUGUGUGCGUUUCGGAUAAGACUCCACUUUGAUGGUUAUUCUGACUGCCAUGACUUCUGGGUGAAUGCUGACUCUCCUGACAUUCACCCUGCCGGAUGGUGUGAGAGAACAAGACACAAACUGCAACCCCCAAAAGGUUACAAAGAUGAAGAUUUCAGUUGGACCAAUUACCUGAGAUUGACAAAGGCUCAUGUGGCUCCAAAACACCUAUUUAUGACCCCAAAAAUUGGUGCACCACCAUCCCUCUUUAGGGUAGGGAUGAAGCUAGAAGCCGUGGACAGGAUGAAUCCAUCUCUUAUAUGUGUGGCUAGUGUCACCGAUGUAGUAGAAAACAGAUUCCUUGUACACUUCGACAACUGGGGUGACACCUAUGACUAUUGGUGUGACCCCAGCAGCCCCUACGUUCAUCCUGUGGGUUGGUGUAAAGAACAUGGGAAGCCUCUCACUCCACCUCAGGAUUAUCCAGACCCUGAUAACUUCACUUGGGACAGAUACUUGUCUGACACUGGAGCUACUGCAGUGCCCACUCGUGCCUUUCACAUGCGGCCCCCACAUGGGUUCAAGGUCAACAUGAGACUGGAAGCAGUAGAUAGAAGUCGUCCCUCAUUGAUCCGUGUGGCAUCUGUGGUGGACGUGGAAGAGUGCAGGAUAAAGGUUCACUUUGAUGGCUGGAGCUAUUUGUAUGACUUUUGGCUGGACGCUGACCACCCAGAUUUACAUCCUGUGGGUUGGUGCCAGAGAACAGGACACCCACUACAGACUCCCCUCCGACACCAUGAUGCUAGUGACAUGUUACCGGGUGCUUGUGUAUCCCUCAGCUGUAAGGGGAUCUCUCACUCACGAAGUAGUAAAUACGGUUUCCAGCACAGAAAGUGUCCUACUCCUGGUUGUGAUGGUUCUGGUCAUGUGACUGGAAGGUUCACAGCUCAUCACUGUCUCUCUGGCUGUCCUCUUGCUGAUAGGAACCAACAACCAGCACGAACCAGGAAUCCCAUUCCACUACCACCCCGCAGGAAAUCCAGACACCAUGGCAGGAUCGGACGUCCUCCAAAAUAUCGAAGAGUGCAGCAGGACAGUUUUCAGGACACCGUUCACCAGUCACUUUUCAUAUCUGCAAUGUCAAUACACCCGGAUCGCGCACUUGCUCACUGCUGGGAGCAACACUGCCGUCUACUGCCUGGUGUUGCUGGUAUCAGUGCCAAUACAGUGUCUAAGUGGAGUACAGAAGAGGUGUUUAACUUUGUGCAGACACUGACAGGAUGUGAGGACCAGGCCAGACUGUUCAAAGAGGAGAUGAUAGAUGGACAGGCACUCCUGCUCCUCACGCAGACAGACAUUGUAAAGAUCUUAUGUAUUAAAUUGGGACCGGCGGUGAAAAUUUACAACUCGAUUCUUAUGUUCAAGAACACAGAAGACUCUGAAGACUGACCGACUCUUCCGAAUCUAAAACGUUUGGCUCUUUCAGUGUCACCAUAGCUCUUCAUUAUCAUUGCCCUGCCAUGCAUUGAAUGUCCCCGACACAGCAUAAGUACAUUGUAGUGAGAAAUUGAGUAAGAAAUCCCAUUAAAAUGUGCUGUUGUUGUGUAGUGCCCCAAGGCUUCAUUACUAAGAUAUUAGUCACCUGUACUACCUGAGCAAUCGGCUAGCUUGCACUUUGAAGAGAACUGACUAGUAUUGUGGUGACAAAUUUCAGUCACUAGAGGGAGCUCUAUGACUCAUUUGUACAUAUGUUCUGUAUGGGAAAUAAGUCACCUGCAGUACUGAAUAAGAAAUCAAAGUGUUUGAAACAGAAAUAAAAUGUACAGGGUGCCAGGGUUAUUAAACGUGUGAAAGUUUAAA
Pseudophryne corroboree (corroboree frog) is the source of this 2881-nucleotide messenger RNA. It is a transcript of the gene L3MBTL1, whose product is annotated as L3MBTL histone methyl-lysine binding protein 1. Gene Ontology annotation, biological process: negative regulation of DNA-templated transcription. Gene Ontology annotation, cellular component: nucleus. NCBI's taxonomy places the organism in Eukaryota, Metazoa, Chordata, Amphibia, Anura, Myobatrachidae. The transcript is spliced from 22 exons. The coding region runs from base 194 to 2470 and encodes 758 amino acids. The record is from RefSeq and is a predicted model, not a curated record. Gene Ontology annotation, molecular function: histone binding; chromatin binding; zinc ion binding.